Aspergillus neoniger CBS 115656 is the source of this 3213-nucleotide messenger RNA. It is a transcript of the gene anxc4, whose product is annotated as annexin ANXC4. Lineage: Eukaryota; Fungi; Ascomycota; Eurotiomycetes; Eurotiales; Aspergillaceae. Gene Ontology annotation, molecular function: calcium-dependent phospholipid binding; calcium ion binding. Gene Ontology annotation, cellular component: cytoplasm. The transcript is spliced from 2 exons. The record is from RefSeq and is a predicted model, not a curated record. Bases 378 to 3011 code for a protein of 877 amino acids.
CAAUUUCCCCAGCUGAACUCUACGUGAUCCCGCCGAUGAUCAGUUGCUGUGUCUCCCUCCCACCACACAACCACCAUCUGCUGCUCUUGGCCGCUUCCUCCCACAAGCAGUGCCACUCUUUCUUCUUCAUUUCUUCUUCCUCUUCCUCUCUUCCUUCUACCAGUCCUCUCUUCCUUCUUUCUUGCGCCCUUCUUUUCCGUCUCCAUUCACGCUUAUCAAGCUAACCUACGCUCUCAACGGUAACCUGAGAACUGUGUCCUCCGUGCAAAGCUAGUUCCUAGUCUGCACCAUAUCUUGGCUCCUCUUGUGUGGGCGAUCGGCUGUCACACUUGUCGCACUUCACCUACCCGUGGUGGUUCAUUCCCCAGCCUUGAUCCAUGUCGCUCCAGGUGGACGACCCAUGGUCGCGAGGCCGUUCCAAGUCCCCAAGCGGCCGUAUCCGCGAGCGUUCCAAGUCUCGCGAUUAUCGCGAUCCGUCCGCCGGUGAUCCCCGCAGUUAUUACACCUCUGACCUCAAUGAUGGAAAGCUCCGUGCUCGAUCACGCAGCAGAGGUGUAAGCCCUGGUGGCGCUCAUCGGACUAGCUCGCGGUAUGGCGCUACUGGUCCCGAUUUCCAGUCUGAUGGACGGGAAGCCUAUCUGCGACCCGAACUCGGCCGCGAUCAUUAUUAUCAAUCCGAUUCGGGAGAAAGCAAAGGGGCAAGGCGUGACGCCGGGCCGCGCAAUUCACGCCAUCGUCUAUCUGUUCACUAUGAAAGUGAGUCUUCGCUCGACUCGCUGAGUUCGGACGAUGAUGAUGCGCUUGCAUACGGUGAUCUUCCCGGGAGCCGCGACAACAAAACAUACGGAAUCUCAGGUCUCAAGCGUUAUAUGCCUAAGCUUGGUUCUGCACGUCGCAAGGAUCCUGCUAUGAUGUCCGGGGCUCUUAAUAACGAUGCAGCCCACGGCAGCAGGCCGUCGCACUCUCACACCCCUUCGAGAGAAGAAAUCAGAGGUAAUUUCGCCAGUCCCGAGCCUUCCCCCUACGGUGGCUAUCCUGCAUCAUCCACAGCUCAGGCCAACUGGGCACCGGUCCCAGAGUGUGAGCGACCGGGCUUCGUGCCGCCAACUUCUCAGGCGCAAGCUCCAUCCAUGCCCGGGGCAUUUCCGUAUCCUGCAACCACUGAGCCCUCUGUACCUGCUACAACAGCAGCCGCCACUACUUCCUCCGUACGCUACGUGACUCCACAGGGCUUGCAGGAGACUUAUUCAUCGUUUAAUGGCCGUCCACUGUCGAUGCCUGGGGGCAACGCCUACACUCAUGCGGCUUCGGCACAUCAGCGCACUGCUUCGACUGACACGACUGUCAAGACACCCUACGCUGCCCCACCUCAGUACCAAUACGCGCACAUAGAUCCAAAUGUUAAAUAUGCUUCUAAGAGCGCAGCAGAUAGCGCAGCCAAGCCGGUCGCAUACUCGACAACACCCCAAUUCUCCACCAAAACUGGAGCUACUGCAGCCAAACAGUCACAGGUUGCCGAUGUCAAAUAUUCUGCUAACCCUCAAUUCUCUAAGGUGCCUACCACCAGCUCGGGCAAUAGGAUGGAGUACGUCGAAAUAGCGCCUCGUACCACCACGCGUCCUCACAGCCGCUCCGUAUCUUCUGUCAAUAACCUCGCGGUCGAGGGCCCCGACCCGACCGGCAGGCCUGUCAGUCCAAUGCUGGAACCAUACAAAGGCACGUAUCAGAGCAUAUCACCUAUGCCAUCACCGAUCGUCAUUGCCCCCAGGCUGGACGGCGACAUUUCCGAUAUGGAGCCUCUUGAGUAUGAUUCGGAUGAAGAACUCAGGGUACAUAGACGGAAGAGAUCCAAAGAUGAUCGGGAGCGUACGACAUUGACAGUCGAACGCCCAAAGCGGGAGAGCAGCCGAAAGAGGGAGAGCAGCCGCGUGCGGUACGAACACCGUGCUUCUGGGGAACUUGAGAAUGUCGUGGUGAGAACCCCCAGUCGCAGCCAGAAACGCGUGUCUUUCUAUGAUGCGGGUCCGGAUGCCGCUGCGCUUCACGAUGCCCUGGAACGGCCACGGCAUCCCGAUAGAAAGGCCCUGAUCCGCAUACUGCCGCGUUUGAGCGCAGAUGAAAUCAUGGAACUCCGCGACGAGUUCAAAAGACAUAACAAACUGCAUGGGAAGGGAAUCAACAUCGCCAAGCUCAUUAAACUUAGGGUUGGAGUCGACGCCUUUGGCAAGGCGUGCCACGCCACCGCUCUUGGUCGAUGGGAAUCCGAAGGCUUCUGGGCGAAUUGCUUUUACCAGCUGGGCAACUCUAGGCGUGAACUCCUCAUCGAAUGUCUGUUUGGUCGCACUAACCGAGAGAUCCGCGAGAUCAAGAAGGGCUUCUCAGAUUCACGAUAUAAAGACAGUCUGGAGAGGUGUAUGAAGGCCGAGUUAAAAGGAGACAAAUUCCGCACGGCGGUGCUCCUUGUCCUGGAAGAGAGCCGACAGAGCGAGCGUGACCCAAUUGAUAUGCGUCUGGUGGAUGAAGACGUGCACAACUUGUAUGCCGCACUAAUGACACAACAUGGGGGAGAAACGCCCAUGAUCUACAUCAUUGUGCGGCGGAGUGAUUCGCAUUUGCGAGAGGUCCUCCGUGCGUAUGAAAAGAGAUACGGCCACAAUUUUGCCAAAGCCAUGAUUAGCAAGUCCCGAAACCUGGUGGGAGAGACUCUUGCGCAUAUUCUCAAUGGAGCCAUCAACCGGCCGAUGCGCGAUGCUCAGCUCCUCCACCAAGCCCUUCGCGAGUCCCGCCCGGGGAAGGACCGGUCAGACCUACUGAUCUCGCGCCUGGUCCGGCUGCACUGGGAACCGCGGCACCUGGAGCGCGUGAAGGAUGACUUCAAGCAGCGAUACGGGCAGCGCCUGGAAUUGGCCAUCAAGGAAGAGGUGUUGACCAGCAGCGGUGAGAGCGACUGGGCGGAGUUUUGUAUCGAGUUGGCGCGCAGUUCGAAAGUCUUGGCUACUCGGGAUUACUAGAUCUCUCUCACAUUCACUCACUCACCACUCACAGAGAGGAAAGAGAGGGGGUGUCAACGCCAUUUGAAAUUCAAGAUGGCUAGAGGAACAGUAUGAUGAUAUUUUGGCAUGAGUGUUUCAACUGAUGAUAACGACCAUGAUGAUCAAGAUAAUGAUGACGAUGCAAAUGAUAACGAUGCGGUGAAUGUCCAUUCGGGAGGUA